This is a messenger RNA of Aplysia californica (California sea hare), 3499 nucleotides long. RefSeq names its product vesicle-associated membrane protein/synaptobrevin binding protein. Gene Ontology annotation, cellular component: endoplasmic reticulum membrane; plasma membrane. The transcript is spliced from 8 exons. The record is from RefSeq and is a predicted model, not a curated record. NCBI's taxonomy places the organism in Eukaryota, Metazoa, Mollusca, Gastropoda, Aplysiida, Aplysiidae. Gene Ontology annotation, biological process: endoplasmic reticulum membrane organization. Gene Ontology annotation, molecular function: FFAT motif binding. The coding region runs from base 99 to 893 and encodes 264 amino acids.
AUGCGCAAUUACACGAAGAGGUCGGAACUGAUGCUGAAGUCUGUCUGUCUUUCCGAGUGAUAAGCUUCCACUCUUUCGUUUUUUGUUCCCUUUACACAAUGGCUAGCCACGAACAGGCGUUGAUCUUAGAACCAGCAGGAGAGUUAAGAUUCAAGGGGCCUUUCACAGAUGUUGUCACAGCAGAUUUGAAACUGUCAAACCCCACAGAUCGACGAAUAUGUUUCAAAGUUAAAACGACUGCCCCAAAGCGAUAUUGUGUACGUCCCAAUAGUGGCAUUCUUGAACCAAAAACAUCCAUAGCUGUAGCAGUGAUGCUUCAGCCUUUCAACUAUGAUCCGAAUGAAAAGAACAAGCAUAAAUUUAUGGUGCAAUCCAUGUAUGCACCUGACCAUGUUGUGGAAAGUCAAGAACUGUUGUGGAAGGAUGCCCCUCCAGAGAGUCUCAUGGAUACCAAACUGAGGUGUGUCUUUGAAAUGCCUGAUGGAUCACAUCAAGCGCCUGCUUCAGAUGCUAGCAGAGCGACGGAUGCUGGGGCGCACUUUACUUCUGCCUUGUCUGAGAGUGCCCUGGAGGACCCAACAGUAGCAUCAAGGAAGACUGAAACACAGUCUCCAAAGAGGGUUGGUGCAGUAGGCAGUGCUGGCGAGGAUGUGAAGAAAUUGCAGCAUGAACUCAAGAAAGCCCAGUCCGAAAUUACAUCCCUCAAGGGGGAGAACAGUCAACUGAAGGAUGAAGGUAUUCGUCUACGCAAAGUGGCCAUGACAGACACAGUGUCGCCCACACCAUUGAACCCCUCUCCGGCACCAGCUGCUGCUGUGCGCGCCUUCCCACCUGUGGUCUAUGUUGUAGCUGCUAUCAUUUUGGGUCUAAUCAUUGGCAAGUUCUUACUUUGACCUGCAGGGUGACUUGUCUUUCUCCCUUUUUCUUCCUUGUUUCCUUCGUAUGGCUGAUUGAAAUAUAAACUGUAGCAGUGGUCAGAUUUGAACCAGGAGCAAAGAUGAUAGUAAGAAUUGCUUGAAUCAUGUCACUUUUUUUUUGUCCUGCCCUCCCCAUGUUUUAUAAGUAUAAGACUAAAAUGUAUUGUGCUUGCUUGUUAUAAAAAGUAUGAUUCACUAUUGGCAAGUGAAUUAGUUAUUGAAGAGAAACAGCCGCAUGGUUUGUUCACUCAGUUUUGGUAACAUUUUUAAGUGUGUGUGUGUGUGUUAAAAAAUUUGAGGGCUGUCUGCACUUCUUACUCACUGAUUCAUUCUCUGUGUGCACGCCCAAGUAGGGGGAGGGGCGACCAGUUUAUAUGUGUUAAUACUUGAUCAUCGCCCAAGAUUCACUUUACAGGAACAUUGUAAAAAAAAUAUAUCAGGUAACAAGAAGAGACUCACAAUGUUUAGCUUUUCUUAGAGUUAAAAAAAAUGUUUUUUAACAUAGUCUGCUUGUGAUCGUAUUUAAGAUGUACAUGUACAUGCAUCAGCAUGAUUAGGAGCUGAUAUGCCGCACUGUUUACUGUGUUGUAUUGAUGCAUCCUGGAAUGGAUGAAUGAGAUGUUAAACUUUGAAAAUAUAGCCUUGUGUAAAGGCACGGUUGGCAUCCAGGAGUAAUAUAAUCCUAGAGAUAUGUUUGUGUAAGCCUGUUCUAAUCAUUUUGGGAUAGUUGUGUACUUGAGUCUGUGAGCCUGUCUUUUGCGUAUUUUUCUUCCAGCUGAAGUGUAGAAUGGUCCAAGUCGUUGCAUCAGUUCCUGUGCAUUUAAAGCUUCUCUGAGAAAUUGUCAUUUUGUACUAUCUUGACCGUCGAGCACUUUAUCGCAAGCUGUCUUUGCAUCAUAUCUGAAUGGCCAGCUAGACUAACCAUUCAGUAGUUUCCCAAACUUUCUGGGGGGGGGGUUUUUUGGUUUCAGGAUGUCUUAAAAGUUAAAGAAAGUCUUAGUAUGGGGAAGUUCUAGAAUUUUAAAAGGACAUUUUUGAAGAUUGCUGGUAAAUAUAGAUGCAGUUGAAAACUUUUUGGUUUUUCUGGGGGUUUUUUUUUUUUUUGGUCUUCAAAGACUGUUUGGACUCCGUUGGACUGAAUACAUAGCUAUAUUGUGAAAUGGACACUUGUCGCAUCAGGCUGAGAGAAGUAGAUGUGUGCCAAGAAGUUGAUGUAUCUUCAAUAUAGUGUGUUUGUUCUUUAAGGUGAACCCUACCCUUUUCAUGUUUUACUAUGCUUCCUGCACUUUUACGUUAAUAUUGUGUACAUAUAAAUUAUUUAAUGCGACUGAAAUUUUUGUAUGCAUGUUUGUACAUUAUGUCCACUAUGGAUGUAUGGUCACUCACAACCACGAAUCUUUGUUGAUACAUUUCAGGUUGAAAUAUGAGCUACGCUCGCUCACUCCCUCCCUUCCCCCCCUUUCAUAGUUUUUGUUGGGUAGUCAAGCAAAAAAGAACCCAAAACAAAUCCUCUUCCCUAUGAUCGUUUCUUCAACAGACGACAUAUUCUUAUGAGACUAAGAUAAGAGAGAUCCUGUUUUGUUCAAUGACAGGUGCUUAUAUUUUAGUUUUGUCUUCUUCCUCAGUUUCUUAUGUUUUCAGUGUAGCUGGGUAAAGUUCAUUAUCAGCGUCCAGGAAUAUUAUGUUCUGUCAUAUUACUUUCUUGGUUUUUCUGUGCAAUGGUAUUACUUCAGAGAUGGUGAACUAUGCAAAUGAAUUGUGCUCAUAGUUAACUUAAAGGACCAUGAUAUUCCCUUAGCAUUUUUCUCUUCUCAUUACUAUGUCUGUGCUCUCUCCUCUCCACACUUACUCCCCAUUCCAGUACUUUUGUCUGAGCUUCAGUUGUUUUGUCCUUUUUUUUCCUGUAGAUUUAUAAAAUUAAUAAUAAAGUACCAAUAUAAACAAAUGGAGAUGGCUCAUUCACUUUUUUCCCUCUUCACCGUUCCAUUCGAGCGUGCAAUUAGAUUAAAGGCAAGUCCAAGUCUUGUGGACAUUGUGCAAUGCAAUACAGAAGUGUGUGGGUUUUUGUGUUUUGUUUUGUAUUUUUCUGUUUUGUUUUUGUUGAUUUUGCUUCUCUUCUCCCGCCUCCCCCGCCCCCCUUCUUUUUAAAGUAAAACUACUGAGAUGUGUGAAAGAUUUGGUCUAAGUCUAAGCAUCUUUGGUAUGGUGAGUUUUGUUUUAUCUUCUUAGCCGUUUUGUCCUUUUAUUUCUUGCUUGCUCUCUGUUUUGUCUUGUAUGUUUGUUUCCUUUUCCACUUUAUUGUUAUUUAUCCCAUAAUUCUGUUCCUCAUUGUGCAUUUCAUAAUUUCAUAGAAAAGAUGGACUCUUUAGGUUAAGAAGCUUUCUUUAGUGAAAGUUUAUUUUCAGGAGUCUUAGUUGUAUGCCUCAUGGUGAAGAUUACCUUGUCUAGAGAAGGGGAAUUUUCCAGAGGCAGGCUGGCCUCUUGGUUGUCUGCUGACAGCCACUCACGCUUUUCCCCCGUAGUCUUGGAGGGGUAGGUUUCUGUCAGAAUUUCUUUAUUGAAUAAAAGCAAAUGUUUACUUC